Molecule: messenger RNA, 1905 nt
Organism: Theileria orientalis strain Shintoku
Lineage: Eukaryota; Apicomplexa; Aconoidasida; Piroplasmida; Theileriidae
Product: transcription factor IIH subunit
Exons: 3
Coding region: 1-1905 (634 amino acids)
Biological process (GO): nucleotide-excision repair
Cellular component (GO): transcription factor TFIIH holo complex; transcription factor TFIIH core complex
Molecular function (GO): ATPase activator activity; double-stranded DNA binding
Source: RefSeq, a predicted model, not a curated record
AUGUCCGAUGUUGUUGAAAACGAACAACAAUAUGAAGAGGAAACAGAAUUUCAAUCUGUAAUUGAGGAAAAUUUCUUCAACUACCUCAAAGAAUUGGAUGAACGAGUGUGGCAGAGGCUGUUCCAAGUAAAAGCAUGCCUUUUAGCACUAUUCAGAAGCCUGGGAGAGCUGGAAAAACUCAUAAUAUAUAGGCUGUUGUAUAUAAAUCAGGCGGUGAGCGAGAGAGCGUUGAGGCUGUGGAUGUGCUCACACUCAAUAUCGGAUCUUAAGAACGCAUUCACGCUCCUCCAGUCGUAUAAGAUCAUUCAGGCGUCGGAAACGACGACCAAGGAGGGAAAGCAGCAGUUCAGAUUGCACCCGGACUUUAAAAAUGGAUUGAUAAGUCUGCUCUCAAACGACGAAAACUAUAAAUACUCGUCAGACCUGGUAAUGCUGGACUCACUGAGUAACCAGAACACAUCGGAAAAUGUGAACGGAUCGCAAGCUGCUGAAGAAAGAUACACCUCGUUGACAGAUCAGGGGACAUCGCAGGAAAGUCCGCCACGUAAAACGAAGGCGCCCCCGAAGGUCGAAGACCUGAUAAAGCACGCGAAGCUUAAGCUGGACUUCAUACUUCUUUUUUUAGUAUCACCUGAUUCAAGGAAGGGGACGAUGAAAGUUAAUAAAAUAUCAAGGAAAAUCAGAAGACUGAAGAAGCAGACGACGGAAACGAACGACCUGUCGAAGAAGAUAGAAAACCUGGAAAAAAAGUUCAACAGGCUCUCGAAAAAUGCAGGAGUAAUCAAUCCGCCGAAGAAGGGAGCAAAGAACUCAAAAACAGGAGAGACGAAAAUGAGUAGGCAGACGCUGAGUUGGUUGCUGAAGGACGUGACGAGUCAGAUGACGUCACUGCUGGUGGGAUACGUGCAGAACAUAGACAACGGAUGCCUGACAAACAUAGCACCAAUUAACAGAAACACGGAGGACUCGGAGAAGUCGUCAGUGGAGUUGAAGGAGGUGGCACUGAAGGCAGUAACGGAGUCAGUGGAGCUGCUGCUGGCACUAUCGCAGUCGAAGUGUGGAGACUGCUUCUCCACGGAAAACUUGACGAAGACACAGAUGAGGCUGGUGAGGCUGUUGAACGAGCUGGGAAUAGUCUACUACAAAAACGCAAACAGGUUCUACAUAUACGACCUGUCAUACAUUAUCGGAAAGUCAAACAUAAACGUGGACCUCUUCAAGGAGUUCGACGUAAACAAAACGGCGGGAAACGAAAGCAGGAUCAUCGUGCAGAGUAACUUCAAGGUGUACGUGUACACAGCGAGUCCGCUGCAAAUCAGCGUGCUGAGUCACCUGUGUGAGCUGCAGGCGAGGACGCCGAACCUGGUGGUGGGCGUGCUGACGAGAGAGAGCGUGCAGUCAGCCUUCAAGUCAGGAAUAACGUCAAACGAGAUCAUAAGGUUCCUGUCGCCGAUGAAGCUGAGUCUGAGCUACGCAGGGACCUGCAACAGCUUCAUGGACUCGUUCGCAAACUACAAGAUACCGGAGAACGUGUGCAGGCAGCUGAAGAUGUGGGAGUCGGAAAGAGACAGAAUAGAGCUGAGUCCAGCGAUCCUGUUUAAGAGGUGGGACGCAGAUUUUAUGCCAGAGCUCUUCCAGAGAACAGUGAGGUGGGCGCAGAGCAAGAGGUACGACCUGUUCUUCACGCAGUGGCCGUCGGACCCGCACUCGCAGGAGUUCGCGGAGUGGAUGAGCAAGGAAAAGUACCUGGCGUGCAAGCUGGAGCUCAAGGAGGAGAUAAUUAACCAGAUCAGACUGAUAAGAACGGAUAUAUCGAACGAAAGAAACAAAAAGGAAGAGAGUAGCAUUGUGAAUGGAAAAACAACUACAUUGAAUAAAAGGGUAAUUAAAGCGAACGGUAGUUAA